Messenger RNA from Notechis scutatus (mainland tiger snake), 2074 nucleotides. Lineage: Eukaryota; Metazoa; Chordata; Lepidosauria; Squamata; Elapidae. The record is from RefSeq and is a predicted model, not a curated record.
GCCCGCCAGGCUUAAAGUUGCCAAGGUUGGAGACCCCUGUUCUAAGCCUCUUUCCCCUCGUUGCUGGUUGUUUUGAAGUUUCCAAAGCACCAAACCGAAGCCACAACUGGGAACCGAAACAUCUGGAAUUCUCCCCCCCCAAGGAGGGGCCAAUGAGCAGCUUCGUCUGUACAAACUCCAUUUACUGGUUUUCGAUUCUUUCUCUUCAGAGUGGGAUCCGUUCCCAGAAUGGAGGGUGAUCCCUGAGCCCCUUACGAUCGCCGCCGGCCUUUGAGAGCCUCUCCGUACAACCCAAGACGUCGCCAUGUGGCACAAGGCCCUGGGUGUGGCUGUGCUGGCCUUGGCCACCGGCUACGUCUUCUGGCUGGAGCCUGCGUGGCCGGAUUUCCUGUGGGAGCAUCUCUCGGGACCCUUCCUGGACCAAUUUCGGGAGGACCAGGAGUCCCCAGAAGGCAGCAUGGCAGAGGCCUGGGAUGCCCUUAUUACCCGGCCAGCCAAGCAGUGGACGAGAGUCGCUGUGGGGGUCAACGCCUGCGUCGAUGUGGUCCUGUCUGGGGUGAAGCUGCUGCAGGCCCUCGGCUUCCACGGUGAGGUUGGGAAAGACCAUUCGGUCUUGCGUUCCGCUGCCGAACUGGAGGAAGCCUUUCUCCAUUUUAUGGGCAAGGGGGCUGCCGCAGAACGGUUCUUCAACGACGCCGAUGGCUUCCACCGCAUCGCACAAACGGCGUCCAGUUAUCCGGGCGCCCAGUUGUAUGUUGGAGGAAAUGCUGCUCUCAUUGGCCAGAAAAUCGCAUCUCAUCCAAACAUAAAGGUUCUACUUUGUGGCCCAAUUGGACCCAAGCUUCAUGAACUGCUUGAUGAGAAUGUAAUGGUCCCUCCAGAAUCACUGCAGGAAUUAGAUGAAUAUCAUCUUAUUUUGGAAUACCAAGCAGGUGAAGAAUGGGGAAAGCUGAGAGCUCCCAACGCCAACCGAUUCAUCUUCUCCCAUGACCUGUCCAACGGGGUCAUGAACAUGCUGGAAGUAUUUGUAUCCAGCCUGGAGGAAUUCCAGCCAGACCUGGUGGUGCUUUCAGGGUUCCAUAUGAUGGAAGGACAGACCAGAGAGCUACGCCAGAGGAGGCUCCGAGAGGCCGUAACUUCCAUUUCUGACAUUCCCACCGACGUCCCGAUCCAUCUGGAAUUAGCCGGUAUGACCGACCCCGACCUCAUGAGAGACAUAAUUCACCAGCAGAUCUUCCCGCUGGUGAACUCCAUCGGUUUGAACGAACAAGAGCUGCUGUUCCUCACCCAGGCAGCCUCGGGACCUCACUCCUCGUUGACUUCCUGGAACGGCGUCCCAGAGGUGGGCACGGUCAGCGACAUCCUUUUCUGGAUCUUAAGAGAACACGGGAGGACUUCAGCCAGGGCUUCGGAUCUCACCCGGAUCCAUUUCCAUACUUUGGCCUACCACCUCCUGGUUACCGUGGAUGGGUAUUGGGCCAACCAGGUGGCGGCCGUGGCUGCCGGAGCCAGAGUGGCGGGGAUCCAAGCUUGUGCCACCCAGACCAUUGACGCCAACAAGGUCUUCCUGAAGGCCCCGCUGGAGUUUGCCACUUCCAAGGCGGAGGGCGGGGCCUCCAGAAUCUCCUUAAACCCAAAGGAGCCCAUAUCGGUGUGGCACCGGAACGGCAUCUCUUUCCACUACUCCCCCGUGCUGGUGUGUAAAAGCCCCCUGCGGACUGUGGGCCUCGGGGAUGCCAUAUCUGCCGAAGGACUCCUGUACUCAGAAAUCCAUCCCCAUUAAGCACGGAAUAAAAAAAAAAUCCAACUCCCAACAUUCGGACCAAGCAGGUACAGGCUGGAAGUCAGAUUGGAUCAGGAACCAAAGUGGUGUGGGGGAGACAAGGAAUGCUAUCCAGAACUUGGGAUGUAUUGCCAUAGGAGUGUUUUAUAACGCAACCGUCAGAGAGGAAGUUUCAUCCAAAGGGAGCCCUUUGGGCCGGAGCGAGAAAGGAAAUGCUUUGACCCAAACCUGGUUCCGAGAGACUAAACCCAAGACCAAGGCAGCAGCACAACCUUUUAAUGUUUCAUUUAC